Molecule: messenger RNA, 1473 nt
Organism: Sesamum indicum (sesame)
Lineage: Eukaryota; Viridiplantae; Streptophyta; Magnoliopsida; Lamiales; Pedaliaceae
Product: Homeodomain-like superfamily protein
Molecular function (GO): DNA binding; DNA-binding transcription factor activity
Source: RefSeq, a predicted model, not a curated record
GAGAUAAAAACUUGGAAGCAGAAAUAAAGAAAAGUUUGAUAUGAAAUGGGAAAUGGGAGAAAAGGAAGGGCCACAGCUCAUGGCAUAUAUUCCCUCCAGCAUAACCCCACUUAUGUUUCCUGAUAUGGGGUGAGAUCAUAGGACAGAGGCUUACAACUCCCCAACUAUAAAGAGAAUUACCGGCUGCCGCAUUCUGAACUACAAGUAAAACCUGUCCUUUCAAAUGAUACAACCCCCAUAUACUAUAUUCUUCUCUCAGAAACAGAAAUGGCUUUUCAGAAUGUUCACGAUAAUGAAAUGAGCUUGGUUUUGUCCAGUGAUGCAAAACCUCGACUGAAAUGGACUCAGGAGCUGCAUCAGCGGUUUGUCGAUGCUGUCAACCAGCUCGGUGGUGCAGAGAAGGCUACACCGAAGUCUUUGAUGAGGAUCAUGGGCAUUCAUGGACUCACUUUGUACCACCUCAAGAGCCACUUACAGAAAUAUAGGCUGGGAAGGAGCCAACAAUCACAAAUCUAUCACCAUAGUAAGCCAGAAGAUUAUGGAGGAAAACAGACGAAUCUAUUUGCCAGUACGAUUUUUGACGAAGCAAAAGAGCCGACUAAUGAAAACUUGCAGAUAACUCAGGCUUUGCAAAUGCAAAUGGAGGUACAGAGGAAACUUCAUGAACAAAUUGAGGUGCAAAGGCAUUUGCAGCUAAGAAUUGAAGCUCAAGGAAAGUAUUUACAAUCAGUCUUGAGAAAAGCGCAGGAGACACUUUCCGAAUACAGUUCUUGCUCCAUUGAAGCCGAAUGUGCAAAAGCUCAACUUUCUCAAUUGGCAUCAAUGGUUGACUCAGGAUGCCCGAGCUCCUCAUUCUCUGUUUUAACAGAGAGUGAAAGUUCAAUGUUAGAACACGAGAGGAACAAGCUAUUUGGUCGCAAUGGAUGUUCGCACGAGAGUUCCUUAACAUCAUCGGAGAGUUCAUGGAGGCAGGAUGAAACUGAACCACAGCACGAAGUUGGUGAGAACUGUAAGCAUGAAAAUGUAAAGAUGAAUAAUGAAACGGCAAAAUCUAUUGAGCUCUCACUUAUGGAAAUGCAUCCAGUUGAAAAGGGUCCAUCAGAGAUUCAAGCUACCAACAAUGAAAAGUCUGGAGCACGAAGCAGUAGCCAACAAGUGAACAGGAUCAGCUGGUUCAAGGAUAUUGAUUUGAACUGCAAAUCCAUGACUGACUUCGGGUCAGGUCCAAGAGCAAUAGACUUGAACGAUAAGGGGUUGGAACUUUUCAAUGGGAAUUUUUAGACUAGAAACAGCGUGAAUAGGUGCUUUUGCAUCGUAUAUAAUCUGGAAAACUGAUUGGUUCUAUAGCUAAUAUUAAUGCUUAUAGUAACUAUGUAAAAUCUUCUCUGUGUGGACCACAAUGAACUUCCUGAAGUAUAUCCAUAUCGAAAGGCACAAUUGUCGCAUGUGCAUAUUCGUCAUCUCUCCAUGUAA